Molecule: messenger RNA, 7433 nt
Organism: Scatophagus argus
Lineage: Eukaryota; Metazoa; Chordata; Actinopteri; Scatophagidae
Product: macrophage-stimulating protein receptor-like
Exons: 21
Coding region: 180-4307 (1375 amino acids)
Biological process (GO): protein phosphorylation; nervous system development; phagocytosis
Cellular component (GO): membrane; signaling receptor complex
Molecular function (GO): protein binding; transmembrane receptor protein tyrosine kinase activity; ATP binding
Source: RefSeq, a predicted model, not a curated record
UGCUGCUGCAGGUUUUUUUUUUCUUAUCUUGAAAAGAAUUCUCAAUUUGAGACUGUUGGACGAAUCACAGCAGCAUUUCCCCUUCUCAAAGCCAGAGCUCCUGCUGGUUCUUCAGAAUGUUCUCUUUGAGGGAAAUAUCUUAUAGGUAACAAACUAUCAGGGAGGACUGUGACGUGGAGAUGGUCACUUGGGCCGCCUUGCUGACAGUAUGCAUAUGGAUACAAACGCAAACUGCCUCAGGAAAGCACGUAUGUGCUUCUACUCCACACGGGCUGGUGGAUUUUACUGUAAAAUACUCCCUCCCCCACUUCCAAACAGACAAACCUAUACAGAACAUAGCAGUGAACUGGAAUUUGCAACAGAGAGAGGUGUACAUUGCAUGCCAGAAUGUAAUAAAGGCUGUCAACCAUUCUCUGGAAAAAAUAUGGGAGGUGAAAACUGGACCUGUUGGCAGUCCUGACUGUGAGACCUGUCAGGUGUGUGACAUAGAAACAUAUCCAGAGGACCCAGUGGAUACAGACAAUGAGGUUUUGCUUUUGGAUCCUGCUGGAUUUCUCUUGCCCUACUUGUACAUUUGUGGGAGUACUCAGCAUGGCAUCUGUUACUUCAUUGACAUUAGCUCGCCACAGGCUCAGCCUCACUGUUUGUACGAUAAAAAGCGAAACUCUCCAACCGAUUGUCCAGACUGUCUGGCCAGCCCGCUUGGCGCCAAAGUCACCAUCGUUGAACAGGCGGCCACAACAUUCUUCUUUGUAGCAGCUUCUGUAAAUGACAAAGUGACACAGAGGUAUCCAAGGAGGUCAAUAUCAGUGAUGAGGCCGCUUUCGACUGAAGAUGGCUUUCUUAUGGUUAUGAAUGGGUUGACGGUGCUCCCCAGUCUACGGGACUCAUACAGUAUUGAUUACAUCUACAGCUUCUCCACCAAGGAGUAUGUCUACUUCCUGUCACUGCAGAGAGAAAAUCCAUUAAAGAGCAAUUCAGCUUUUCAGACUCGUCUGGGACGACUGCCCAUAAAAAUUCCAGAGGUGUGGAUGUACAGGGAGGUGGUCCUGGAAUGCCGCUACGACCCAAAGCGCAGGAGGAGACGGAGGGAGGGUUUCAGGGACAUUGUGUAUAACGGGUUACAGGCGGCACAUUUUGGGCGAGCUGGGAAGGAUUUGGUGGACGAGCUGAGGGUUGAUGAGACAGAAGACAUUCUGUAUGGGGCAUUUGCAGAGGUGAAUGAACGUGGUGAACCUCAGAAGAAUUCAGCCCUGUGUGCUUUCCCCUUGAGUAAAGUAAACCUCGCGAUUGAUGAAGGUGUGGAGGCGUGCUGCAAGUCAGGUCCUGAGCAACUGUCCAGAGGCCUCGGCCACUUCCAGCCACUGGAGAGCUGCCCACAUGAAAGCUUUGAUGGUAAUGACACAUGCAGUGCCAAACCCACUCUGGUAUCAAAGCCAUACUACAGACUGGACCUCUUCAACAGGCACAUGAGAGAUGUCCUUUUCACUGCUGUCCUGGUCACCACUAUUGGGAAUCACACACUGGGCCACUUUGGUACCUCAGAUGGACGCAUACUGCAGGUGAUUCUUUCUCUGUAUAGGCCUAUUGUUUUUGCCAACUAUUCUCUGGAAGGGGGCGAGGUGUCCAGGAAUGCAGCUGUGUACUCAGAAGAUUCACUUCUCUUUGUAGUUGGAAAUAAGAUGUUCAGGGUGCCUUCUGCAGGACCGGGGUGCACGCAUUUUAUGACAUGCCCCUUGUGUUUGAUGGCUCCACGCUUCAUGAACUGUGGCUGGUGUUCGGGAACCUGCUCGAGGCAGUAUGAAUGUGCUUCACACUGGAACAAGGACUCUUGCGCACCUGUCAUAACAGAGUUUUUCCCUAAAAUGGUGCCAGCUGGUGGCGACACAGAAGUGACACUGUGUGGCUGGGAGUUUCAGUCUCCCCUGCGACCUGCCAUCAUCAGCGGCACAACCCACAUCAUCAGAGUGGGCUCCGACACCUUGUGCACUGUCCUGCCUGAAAAGAGCAGCAGUAAAAUGCUAGUAUGCAAAAUUCAAGAAAAAACCGAACCGAACCAGAACCUCACCAUCACUCUGGAAGUGCACGAGGGGGAAGUGGAGGGCCGCUACUCAAUUGAAGGCACAGCUCAGAUUUCUGGCUUCUCUUUGGUGGAGCCUAGCAUAACAGAAAUCAGCCCCGACUAUGGACCCAUGUUUGGGGGAACAACAGUUACCCUGACAGGCAGAUAUCUAAAUUCUGGGAUACAGAGAGAUGUCUUCUUUGCCAAUAAAACAUGCAACAUUCAAAGUACUUCUGAAGGGAGUGGGACUUUGUCUUCAAUCAUCUGCAGCACAGUAGCUGCAGCAGGUGUGGAGAAGGUACCUGUGAAAGUGCUCAUUGACAACUUUCAAGUGACAACCACUAAGACGUUCCUCUAUAAGGAAAACCCUGUUAUAAACUCUAUACAACCUCAAUGCAGUAUCCAGAGUGGCUCCAAGCUGGUGAUAGAAGGCCAGAAUCUUGAUUCUGCCCACAAAACUGUGGUUCGGUACACUUUCAAAAAACUCAACAAGUCUCUUGAGCAAGUCUGCAACGGCACCAUAAAUGCGACACAUAUGGAGUGCUGGGCCCCUGCUUUUCCUGAGGAAAUGCCAGAAGAGAAGUCUCACUUAGGAUUGCUUUUUAUUAACAUGGAUGGAAAAAAUAACCUCUGGAAUGGACGGUUUGACUAUCUUCCCAAGGUCAAAGUUAUCCCCUUUGAAAGCGAUGACAAUUUAUUGCUUCUUAAACCAGGAGAGACGGAAGUAUCACUGCAUCAUAGCAAUCUGAAUAUAGUGAACACAUGUAUGAAGAUCAUAAUGACCAUUGGGGGUGUGAACUGCAACGCUCAGGUGCUGUUAAAUGAGCUGACCUGCAGGAUUCCUAAAGGUCUGGUUAUUCGCAGUGAAGGACUACCUGUCAGGGUGUAUGUGAAUGGGGAAGUCUAUGAUGUUGGCACAGUAGUGAACGAUGACAGCAACAACAAAUCUGUGAUUGCGGGCAUUGUGCUGGGCAUUAUUGCUGCAUUGGUAGCAGGUGCUGGCCUAGCGUUAAUUGUGAUGAUGCAUUUGAGGAAGAAAAAGAGAGCCAACAUUGAGAAUCGUUUAUCAACAAUGCUCUCACGGAACCGAAUGGACAGCAGCACUGGUUUCUCCCCAACAGGUGACUACAGACGUGUCGAUAUGUCCAGGCAAACAUCAGGUUCAGGAGGAAUGGCCUUAUCGAAUUCUGCCAGCUAUGAUCAUCUUGCCAUUCCUUUAAUGCCACGGGACAAUGUCUCAAUGGUCAGUCUAAGCCCUGAACUUCUGGAUGAGGUCAAAAAUGUAUUGAUUCCUGCUGAGAUGCUCCAAAUUAAGGACAGCCAGAUUAUCGGCAAAGGACACUUUGGGACAGUUUAUCAUGGAUACCUGAUAGACAGCAACAAGAAAGAGACCCACUGUGCAGUUAAAUCGUUGAACAGGAUCACAGAUUUGGGGGAGGUGGACCAGUUCCUCAGAGAGGGCCUCAUCAUGAAAGGUUUCCACCACCCUAACAUACUGUCUCUGCUGGGCAUCAUGCUGCCAAAAGAAGGGCUCCCUCUGGUGGUUCUACCAUAUAUGAAGCAUGGAGAUGUGCGUCAUUUCAUCCGCUCUGAGAAAAGGAACCCAACAGUGAAAGACCUGAUUGGCUUUGGUCUUCAGGUUGCCAUGGGGAUGGAGUAUUUAGCCCAGAAAAAGUUUGUCCACAGAGACCUGGCUGCACGUAACUGCAUGCUAGAUGAAACCUUCACAGUAAAGGUGGCUGACUUUGGCAUGGCGAGGGACAUCUAUGACAAGGAGUACUACAGCAUUCAAGAUCACAAACGGGUCAAGCUACCAGUGAAGUGGAUGGCCAUCGAAAGCCUGCAAACACAAAAGUUCACUACCAAGUCCGACGUGUGGUCAUACGGCAUCUUAAUGUGGGAGCUGCUGACCAGAGGUGCUAGCCCAUAUCCAGGUGUAGACCCCUAUGACAUCACACACUACUUGUUGAAGGGACGUCGACUGCCACAGCCACAGUUUUGCCCUGAUAACCUGUAUUCCAUCAUGCUGGCAUGUUGGGACCCGGAUCCUGAUUGCAGACCUACCUUCAAUAACUUGGUUACAGAAGUACAACACAUUCUGUCAUGCCUGGAAGGAGAGCACUACAUCAGUCUGAAGGUUAACUAUGUCAACUUGGACCAGCCAAGGCCUUACCCAUCCCUGACUAGCUCUGCAGAUGAGACUGAGGUCUCAGACUUGGAUAUGGACAGUUAUGCUGCCAGCUGAGGGAGCAGAGCCUCUCUGAUCGGAACAAAAAAAUCUGGGCUAAAGUUGCAAGGCAUGCAAGGGACGACUUAACCUGGAUUCAUUUAUGUGUUACAUAAAUUGUUGAUCCUGUCUACAGACCUGACCACAUUUAAUACUUACAUAAUCAGGCAGUCUCACUGGGAUUAAGAUCUCUUUUUCAAGAAGAGGAAACACUCACAAGGACAAAAUUAGCAAACAGAAACAACUUGACACUCAAGAGUUAAUAAAAACAAUCAGUAAAUAUCAGUCAGCAAAGUUUCAAAAUCUCCAAGGAAUGUAAGACUGGUAGUUUGCAGCUCAUUCCAUUUAAAAGGUACGUAGUACCUGAACCCAGUUCUGCCAAAACUAGGGAUAGUAGGGAUGGUGUAUUGUUGAUAGUUUCAUAAAUAAAUAACAUGAGGUGACUAUUUCUUCUUCACUGUAAGGAUGUCCAUCCAAUCAGCUGAUACACACAACAAUGAUCAGUACAUAAUUUGUCAUUUGUGGUAAAGUGUGAUGCACUGUGAUACACGAGUUUAAUUGCUGAAGAGGCAGCAUGACAAUACAGAGUAUCUCAAGGACAGACAUGAAGGUUAACUGCACAAUAGUUUUCGAGUUGGAAGAAGACAGAACUCCUUCAGUUCUGUGCAAGAAUUUUGAUUUUUAGUUUUUGAAUCGCAAUUGUAUAUGAAUCUUGAAUUAUGGUCUGCUGUCAAGUCAAAUUCUUAAAUAUUUCUAUAAUAGUGCCGUUUAAAGUUUUAAUGGCAGAAUGGUUAGAGUCACAGUUGGAGGUGGAGAAGGACAAAUACUUGUUCUUUUCUGCAUGUUAAAACUACAAUCUUGAAUUUGAAAGGGCAGACUGAAGACAUGAAAUUGUAUCAUCAGUGAAAAAAUUAACGUACUUACGUUAAGUACUGAUAAGUAUUCGCAGUGCACUAAGAAAAGACCCCUGUGGCAGCUGUUUCUGAUGGCAAGAUAGUUUGACUGGCUACCUUCAGGUACAACAGACUGAGUUCUUCCUGUGAGGUAAGAGUGAAACCAACUAAGCAUGGUUUUGUGUAGAUCAAAAGACUGUAACUUGUGGAGUUCACGAUCAACGGUAUCAAACGCUUUUGAGAGGUCAACAAACAGACAAUGUUAUCAGUGACUGAGGCUGCGGCCGUUACUGUGCUAUGACCCAGGUGAAAACCAGACAGUGAGUCAAUAAGGGAGCAUAGUUGUAAAUUAACCAAUGAUUCUUGGAAUUUUGCUAAGAAAGUUGAUGGUAGUUCUUCAUAUCUGAGCCAUCACCAUUUUAGUUUAAUGGUAUUACUGUGGUUCUCUUCCAAGAAGCAGGAAUCAUGCCUGUUAAAAAGAUUUGGUUAAAAAUAUGUGCUAAAUGAGGACAGAUUAAGGGGGCAAAGAAGAUGUGGGUCAAGAUUAUCUGCACCAGUGUUUUUGUAUGCUUUCGCUGAAACCAAACUUUACAUCUGUGCUGCUUUCCAAGCUAAAGCAAAAUUUGCAUUUGGGAGAAGUGGAGGCUUUGGGGACUCCCUCUGCUGGACAGAUAUGGGAAUUGACUUCAGUAAAAUCUGCAACAGCAUUAAAUUAAAGACCAGAGGUCAGGAGGUGAUUAAAAGCUUCAACCAUGUUAGGAAUAUGACCAGAUGUUUAAUUUAAGGUGGGAGGUUUGACUAAAUCAAGUUCUUGAGGGGUGCUAUGAUGGUACAAAAUUUUGUGAAACUGUCUCAUCCAGAAGGGGCUUACAGAUAGUAAAUUGAGUUAGCCUUUGUAAUCAUGCUGGUGCAGGUUGUCUAAAUGUUAACCAGUCCUCAGAGUUGGAUCUGGAGCCAGCGGAUUUACCCUCGGUCCAGGCUUUGUCUCUGUUGUGGAUGGCAAAGGAGAGUUGUGGGGAGAACCAAGGACUGUAUCUGGUUUUGCUUUUAAUGGUUUUUAUGGGGCAUGUCUGUCAGCAGUAACAGUAAAAAAAAUGUGAAAAGUAUUUCAGUGCCACGACAGGAUCAGUAAUAGUGACAAUAAUAAAAUGUUUCUAAUUUCUUGUGGUAAAAUAUUGCAUAUAGGUUUAGGGAUUUUAGUGUCUCUGACAGGACGUGAUGCGUUAGUGAAGACUAAUGUCCAGUGAAAACUGUAGCGACAGGUUACUUUUUGCCUGGAAGAUUUGGGUACUGAUUUAAAAGACACUGUAGGUACAAUAAACUGUUCUCUGAGCUGAGAUAAAAUCAUGCUGGAAAUUCCCCAUCUGUUAUUGCAUUUUAUUUGAAGCGAAACAGAGACAGCAUGUAGAUGGAAGAAAAUCUUUUUCUUUUCUUCACACAGCUCAAGUGUGAAUGAGACAAAAUGAAUGUGAAAAGUGCUUUUAUAUGUGCUGUUAUAUAUAUAUAUAUGACUGAUUCUUGGCAGGGGGUGGGGGGAUUAAAUGCUGACAUUUGCUUACAUGUGCUCUAGGAGUCAACAUUUUUACAUUUUUGGCAUUUUAUAAUAUAUAACAUGGAUAUUACAUUCCCUUCAAAUAUGCUAUUAAAUGCAGACUUAAUAGUGGCUGUGUACAUGCAAAAUCAUUGUACUGGGCGUACAGAUUUUGAGGCUGUGUCAUAAGCUCUGCACCCACUGAAUUAUGCAGUGAGCUGUCUGUGCUGUUCAUACAGUAUAUUGACUGAGGCUUGGAAACACAUCUAGUCCCUGUCAUCAUCACUAGAGGGCAACCAAUGCCUCCUAAAGCAUAUUUCAGUUGCUGCUGCAGUGAUGCUCUGCACAACAUACUGCACCAAUAUAUUUAUCUGAACCUCAGUCUUUUAAAUCAAUCAACAUGGCAUAGCAUCCCGUCUAUAUUGCACAUAUAAACACAAUUUUUUGGAGGUUUCAGAAUUUUAUUCACUGAUACACACAACUUUUAGACUGAUGAAGCCGUACAGUUUAACUCAAUAAAAUAGUUCAUGUUAACUAACAAGCAUUCUACCUGGGGUAAUACAUUUGGUUCUGAUAUAUUUUUUUUUUUUUUUUUUUUUUUAUUGCUACAUUUCCUCUCUAGGUUGCACUAAAAAUAGUUUUUUGCACAUACACAUGUGCAUUCUUGUCUCUAAAUGAUGUCAACAAAUUGAAUAAAAAGAAACACUGAUGGGAAAAUGA